Molecule: messenger RNA, 390 nt
Organism: Helobdella robusta
Lineage: Eukaryota; Metazoa; Annelida; Clitellata; Rhynchobdellida; Glossiphoniidae
Exons: 3
Coding region: 1-390 (129 amino acids)
Source: RefSeq, a predicted model, not a curated record
AUGGUCAUCAAGAUGAAAAUGAAGGCCCGAAAACAGAAACAGGUACAGGUGGAUGGAGAGGGCAGACAGGUAGAUGGAGGGAACAGACAGGUAGAUGGAGGGGACAGACAGGUAGAUGGAGGGGGACAGACAGGUAGAUGGAGGGAACAGACAGGUAGAUGGAGACAGGUGGAUGGAGAGGGCAAGCAGGUGGAUGGAGAGGGCAAGCAGGUGGAUGGAGAGAGCAAACAGGUGGAUGGAGAGGGCAAGCAGGUGGAUGGAGAGGGCAAGCAGGUGGAUAGAGAGGGCAAGCAGGUGGAUGGAGAGGGCAAGCAGGUAGAUGGAGAGGGCAAACAGGUGGAGGGAGGGGACAGAGAGGCGGACGAAGGGGACAGAGGGGUGGUUGCAUAA